Blepharisma stoltei is the source of this 8270-nucleotide messenger RNA. NCBI's taxonomy places the organism in Eukaryota, Ciliophora, Heterotrichea, Heterotrichida, Blepharismidae. The record is from the annotation of a GenBank genome assembly.
AUGUCUGACGAAGACGAACGAAUUGCCUUAGAAAAUUACCUUAUUCUUAAUGAUAAAGAUUUAGCUCUUGAAUCGUUUCCACCUACAAGCCCUUUUGGAAAGUAUCUAAAAGCAAACAAGCUGCUGAAAUCAGGCCAAUUUAAAUCACCUAAAUUUAAAGCAGAGUUAAAAGAACUUAAAAAGCUUAAGCCAAGCUUCCAUAGCACUUUAGAAUUAAGGCAGCUUAUAAAGAGCCUUGAACAUUCUACGAAUUCUACUGAAAAAUCAAAAAUCAUAAAGAAACUUAACGAUAAAUAUUUUCAUUAUAAAUUUGACUAUGAAAUUCCAGAUCUAGCUGAAAAACCCCAGAAUUCUGACUCCCCCCUUUAAAUUGGAACAAAAAUUUUGUUCCAAUUUAAAGGGGGGUUAAUUUUUUUUUUUAAAAAAAAAAUUUCAAAAGCUUACCGAAUUAGAUUAAUAAAUUUGUUUAAUAAAAUGCUAUUUACUCUUUAUCCUUUAAAAAAAGCAAGAUAUAACUAAAUUUUUCAUUAUUAGUUAAUACGCCACUAUUAAUUGGUAUCAAAAAUUAUUUACACAAAAAUUAUUAUUUUUUUUGAUAAAAAAAAUUAAAAAAACAAAAUUUAGAAAAUUUAUCGAUCAAAGCACUAAUUUUGUUUAAAUGAGAUGCUAUUUAUACUCUAUUCUUUAAAAUAAAGCAAGAGAUAAGUAAGUUUUGAAAUGUUAUAAAGAAUUCGCAUUGAAUUUAUAUCAAAACUAUUUAAAUAAAAAAUAUCAUUUUUAUCAAAAACAAUUAAAAAUGUUUUUAAAAAUUUUUAAAAAAAAAAAGUAAUUUUUUUUUAAAAUUUAGCAAUUAAGGAGAAUAAAUUUAUUUAAAUAAGAUGCUCUUUAUACUAUCUUCUUUAAACAAGAGUAAGCUAUAACUAAUUUUUAAUUUUAGUUAAGAAGAAACAUUUAACUUAUAUCAAAACUUUUUAUAUAAAAAUUAUAUAUAAUUUUUUAUUAUAAAAUUAAAUUUUGUUCCAAUUUAAAGGGGGGUUAAUUUACAAAAAAGUGGAAAUUUUACCUAUACUUUGUUCCAAUUUAAAGGGGGGGGAGUGAGUAUAGUUCACAUUUGAACGAAAAACUAUUUGAAAAUGAUUUAUCAAAGGCUCACCGCGAGCUGAAAAUUUAUUCUAUACUCGAUAGUGACGGCAAACAAUGUCUAAACGCAAAUCAGAUGACAAUAGCAGUUUUUCAAAUUUUUGCAAGAGAAAUGCCUUAUCUUCAUGAUAUUCCUGGAGUCCCAGAAAAAUUCGCAGAAGUCCUUGAUAACGGAGAAAAUUAUUCAAUAGAUUGGUUUAAAAAAAUGAGUGUUAGUCAGCUAAAUAAACUUAUGGAAUUGCAUAAAGAGAUAGCUAAAAAUGUUGAAUUUGUUUUAUGCUAUUUUGAGAAGAAAUAUUUGUAUAAGAUAGAUAAAAGUGAUGCUUGAAAUAAAUUAGAAAUUUAUAAAAAAGUGUGAUUUGAGAUUCAAGAUUAUUCUGAAAACAUAAAUCAAAUAAAAAGCAUUGUUUUGAUUAGCAUUUUGAAAAAAUCAAAACUCAGUGGUGAUACUGCCUGUCCCUUAGUGCUUGCAGUCAGAUGGGAGUCUAGAAAAUAAAAGAAGGAGAGCAGUAUGUUGUGAAAGCAUCUGGAUGAGCUUUUCUUGGUCUGGUAGAAUGCAAUGUCGGGUUAACCUCCCAAGCUUACAUCUAGGGCAAGGCUUUACUUCUAGAAGAUGGAACUUGGAAGCUAGAAAGGGAUAGUCCUGCAAGGCCAGGGGGCAUUCGCUUGCCCAAUCAGGUAAUUACCAAGCACGAUACUGGAGCUGCGCCCUGGACUGCAAGCUUCAUUCAGACCAAUAUGACCAGUAAAUUUGCUUUUAUAAUUUUCGGAAAGGGUAAUACGGCACGGUGAUCCAGGGUGGCGAGCGCAUGCCUUCAUCAGAGAGGAGUGACAUAGCCUUUAGGCUGUGCAAUCAGACUGGCGAACAAGAGGCUGGAACGAAAUAAGGGGUGUGAAAGCCAGCAUGGCUGGCUUAGAGCUAAUCUAUAAUAAUUUAACAUUAGCAUUUUGAAAUUAAACUUGAGAUUUGGUGUUUAUGAUGAAGAUUUAUUUAUUAAAUAUUUAAAUAAUCAUAGACCAACCCCCUUAAUAUACAAGAAUAACCCAAAAUGAGAUCAUAAUGGUCGUUUUUAUUAUCAUAUGAAAAGUCUUCCCGAUGAAGAAAAGCUUAUAGAGCAAUAUUUAGAAGAAAUAUUUAAAAAUAGGGUGGAUUUCAAAGAAUAUGAAGAAUUUUUCACAAAUGAUUUUAUUAGAGCACAGUUUGCUAGAGCAAAAAUUUUGUCUGGGGAAUCUUUAUUAAAUUAUAGCAAAAAUUUACCACAAGCCGAAAUAAAUAAAAUUGCAGAAUUGAUUGAACUGGAGCCAUGCAGAGAAAAUCCAAAAUUAUUUGAGAGAAAUCAAUUGAUAAAAUUCUCAUUAAUUACCAAAAAUAUAACAAAACUUUUAGUCAAAAUUCUAGAAAUAAAUACAAAGUCCUAUUAUUUAGAAAAAAAUAUGGAAAUUGAUCAAUCUAUAGAGCUAGAUGGCUUAUUAGCAAAGCAUGAAAUUAUUUAUGAGUUUAAUGAUUCACCAUUAAUUCGUGUUAAAAGGACGUUUGAGUUCCCAGAAAUCACGGAUUUAUGUGGAAUCUUUGUUAUUGAAUUUAUUGGAAACGGCAGAUGCUGCAGGACGAUCAUUAAAAAAGGAUUUUUGAAAUAUGUUUCAAAAAUCACCGAUGCAGGACAUUUAUUUAUGAUUUUGGACGAAAAUAACCAAAUAUGCAAAAAUCCUGGGUCAGGUGUGACUGUUGAUGGAAGGUUUUAUUCUACAGAAAAUGAAAAAGGUCAAGCUUUCGUGCCUUUUGCAAACCAAAUGUCUGAAAAAAAUAUAAUAAUAAGUGAUGGGACAAUUUGUGAAUUAAUUCAAAGAUUUGAACAUUUAAGUGAAAACUAUAAACUAAAGGCAGCCUUUUUUGUAAAUCAAGAACAAUUUAUAAGCAAGAAGAAGAUCACAAUUUCUAUAAAGCCAAGACUCUACAUAAAUGAUGUAAAAGCUUUAAAUUCUUUAUUGACAAAUUGCAAAGCGACAAUAUCUACUGUGGAUCUUGAUAAUUGCACAUCUUCAUCUGUAUAUGAAAAUCUAUAUGCGUUGUCGUAUUAAUUCAUGUAGCCGAUAUAUCUCACAAGGUUAUGCGAUCUUGAAGAAGGGAAAUUGGUACUCGAGAUUGUGCAACUAGUUUUUCAUAGCAGCGCCGACUGAUCAUUAUAAAUUCACUUUGUGUCAAGCUGUUUCUUAUCGGAAAAUGGAGCCGAAGUUGAAAAUAGAGAUCCCAGCAGUGCCAAAAGUGAGUUUUUUGGCCAAUCAGGAACAUUUUCCAGCUUCAGAUAAGGAGUUACGCCCUAGGCUUCAGAUUUCUAUUUUUGCCAAAAGUCGACCAGAAAGUAGAGCCAUUUCGAAUUUUCACCCAGACAAUCUAUGAUGGCGUGCGGCACAGAUACAUAAAUCUUCUGACUAGUGAGUAAUGAGUGUAGGCCCUUGUCAGGUAGAAGCAACCUUCCAUAUAGUGAAAAUUGAAGGCCAGGGAAGGUGGUGCUCCUUCAAGAAUUAGGGUGUACUUUUUCGAUAAGCAUAGCUAAGGUGCAUGAAAAUCUUUCAAUUCCCAAAAAAAACUCCCUAAUAAAUCUUGACUUCAUAGUCCCCUCAAAUUUGCAAAAAAUUUUUAUCAGCUUUUCAGGAGAAAUCGAAAGCAUCAUCAACAAAAAUAAAGUUUCUCUCGAAGAAAAAUUUGAAAUGAAUAUAAAGGAAAAAUCGGAAUCUGAAUAUAUUUAUGGUGCUUAUUUGAGAUAUGGAAUGAAAGGCUAUCAAAUAGAAUUAAGGGGGAGAAAUGGAGAAUUUUUGCCUUGGCAAAAAAUUGAACUGACUUUAAGACAUAGGUAUUGAACAGAUACUAAAACAGAAAUUUUAAUAUCAGAUGAAACAGGAAAUGCUUAUCUAGGCGAUCUAAAAAAUAUUUAUGCCAUUAAAGCGUCAAUAAAUAUCAACCAAGACUGCCAAAACUUUCUAUGAAAGAUAAAUGACUUCACUUGCAAGAUAAAUUAUCCCUGCAAAAUUAAUCUCUGCCAAGGAGACGAAUUUGGAGUGCCUUUUGAUAUUAAUGGAAUAAGAGAUGUGCACCUUGUAUGAGUCAGCCUCACAGAAAUGAAUAAUGGAACCGUUAUUGAUGAUUUAACAAAUUAUAUAGAAAUUGAUUAUGGAAAAUCAAUGAUAUGAUUACGAGGCUUACCAAUAGGAAGAUUUCGUUUGAAAAUUAAUCAAAAUUAUAUUGAUAUUGAAUAUACAUAAAAUGGUGAGUGAUGUUCACAUGUCCUCUCAGAGAAAGCUACCUAUGCAUAUGCAGGCAUGGUUUUUGGAGCUGUGAGUUGGUUCAGCAAUAUCUGGUGUCCAAAGGUGAGGGACUAAAGCACGAAUCCUCUGUUUUGUGGCCUGAAUUCUAUGGGCAUUACUUGAGAAUUCUUUUUGACAGUAGUGCAGCCUGUGGACACAUGAGAUGGAGCAGUGGUUUGCCUUGAAUCGCAUAACUCCCCCCCGUGAGCGAACAAAAAACCUUGUUCGCACACGAAGGAUGCUAUUUUUUUAAAAAUUUAUAUAUAUAUUUUUUCGAAAUUUAAUUUUUAAGAUUUAUAUUUUAUAAUUAAUUUGAUCAAUAGAGAGAUUUCAUUAUACUAAUUAUCAUUAUAUAUCAAAAAAUUUUUUUCACUCACAGAGAGUGGAUUUUUCAAUAGUUUUGUUCGCUCACGGAGAGGGGGAGUAAGCGGUUGAGUAUUUUUCUAGCGAUAGACUGAAAAAGAGGAGACAAAUUAGACAAGAGGGGCACUCCUAUAUAGAUUCCUUUAAUGCGGCGAUCUGGCUAGGUGUUUGACACAGUAGAUGGCAUAAUAAAGGCAAGCGACUGAAUUGGAAAUGGUGGACCCAAAAAAGCAUCCGAGAUACCAGGGGUUCAGAGGUACCAGAGGUGGAAACCAACUAAAUUCGCUUGGGCCACCACACAAAUCUAAAAAGCUACUUACUCCCCCCCCCUCCGUGAGUGAACAAAAAAAUUUGUUCACUCACAGAGGGGGGUUAAUUGAAUUUUUUAUAAAUUUUUUUUUUCGAAAUUUAAAAAAAAUCUCACUUCUAUAAAAAUUGGAAAGCAAAUAUUAAUUUAAUUGUAAAAUUUAUGUUUUAAAACGCAAUUUGUUUAAAAUUAAACAGAAUUAGCUCGAGAUUUCAUUAUACUAAUUAUUGCUUAUAUAUCAACAUUUUCCCAUAAAAUUUUUCUAUUAAAAAAAUUUUGUUCACUCACGGAGGGUGGAUUUUUUGGCAAAAAAUAGGGAUUUUUCUAAUGGUUUUGUUCACUCACGGAGGGGGAGUUAGAAAAUCGCCUGUGGAAGCAGAGAUCUUAAAUAUUCAGCAUCCUGCAAUUUAAUAUUGAUAUUGAAGUUCAUGACGGAAUUCAUUUGUUGGAUAAUCAAUUUAUUCUAACUGACCACUAUGCUGUAAAAACUCCAAAGCAAUAUAGAACUCUAAGUAUUGGCGCUUAUGAAAUCAAGGAUAAUCAGUUAAAAGUAAAUUUAUUAGGAGACUCACAAAACUCAAACACUUAUGCAUUUUUUUCAAAUUAUAUUUUUAAUGAGAAUGCUGACGUCUUUGAUAACCUCACUCCCCUUUAAAAAGAAGAAACCAUAAGGAAAUACUAUUAUAUAGGAUAAUAGGCGCCUUUAAGAGCAAGUAAAAGAAUUAUGAUCUUUUAUGAUAAAAUAUUUAUAUAUAUUAAUGAUUCUUAUAAUAAUGACUAUAAUUGUAGACAGCUAUAUAUACUUUUUUUAAAUUUGAUGAAAAAAUUAUUAUAUACUAUAAUAGUUUUUUAAUAUAAUAUUUAUUAAAAACAAAAUUAACCAUAUCUUUGUAAGCGAGCAAAAAUAUAACUCAACCUCAAAGGAAGAGAGUCAGUGCUUUGCUAGGUGAAAUUGGCAAGACAUACAAUUUUUCAAAAAAAAAGUCUAUAUAUAAGAAUAGCGAAUUUUUAGAUGAAGAAUACAGAUAUAUAAUUGAUAGAAAAUACCAACCCAAAGAUGUUGGAAUAGGAUUGAAAAAACCUCAAUUGCUUUUAAAAAGAUUGUUGAGAAAUGAAACUCACACUGAAAAUCAAAUUGCUAAGCAUGGGGAUAGGUGUUAUAUGGCUACAAAAGGAGGAAAGGGAUUGGCAAGCAGAGCCAGAAAAAAAUGCGGACAUUCUUCUUCUGAUCUUUAUGCUUAUAUGGAUAACUUGCUCCCCCCUCCGUGAAAAUGGCUUUUCGCUCACGGAGAGGGUUAUUUUUUUUUAAAUAUAAAUUUUAUUAAGUUUUUUUUUUCAAAAUUUAUAAUAAAUCAAAUUUGUUAAUUUGCAAUGUAUAGUUUUUAAAAUGUAAGCUGUUUAAAUGAAACAGAAUUAGCUAAGAGAUUUCGUUAUAAUAAUUAUCACUUAUAUAUCAAAUUUUUUUUUCAUAAAAAUUUUUGUUCGCUCACGAAGGGUGGGUUUUUGGGCAAAAAAUAGGGAUUUUUCCAAUGGUUUUGUACGCUCACGGAGGGGGGAGUUAGGAAAAACAAUUAAUAUCAAUUAUACAAAGAAGCCUGCAAUUGAUUUCUUAAAAUACGCUGCAGAAUGGGUGUUUUCUCCCGUCUCAGAGCAUGGGACAGUUUCUAUUCCAUUAAAAGACUAUAAGUAUCCACAUAUUUUAUUAAUCGCAACUAAUGGAGACAACACUUCUGUGAGAUUAAUAACAAUACCUCAAGCAGAAAUUCAAAUGCAAUCCCUUCAGCAUCAAUCAGUAUUGGAUUUAACUCAGUACUAUUCAGAGCAAAUACAAUGCAGACCUGCAUAUCCAGGAGAAAUAAUUACAAUAAACAAUUUCUCAAUCUAUCAAAUUAUUUCAUCAAUUUCUAAACUUUACCAUCUGCAAAAAGAGCUGAUAAUAUUGAGCAAUAAUAAUAUAUAUAUUAUAAUAUUAAAUCUACAUAAUAAAAAUAGAUACCUUAAGAGAACUAGCAAUGGUGAAGAAUUCAAGUGAUUGAGGAAUAGAUUAUGACGAAUGAAGCUUUUUAGAUAAGUGGCAAAAUCUAAAAUUAGCAAAAAAACUUGAAAUUUACGAUAAAUUCGUAUCUCAUGAACUGAAUCUAUUUUUAUAGCGCCAAAAAUUAAAUCAAAUUUUAUAAAAUAAAGUAAGAUCUAUAUUAUUAUGCACAAUUUGGGUCUAUCUUUUUCGCAGCCUAGAUUAUAUUAAAGCACUUUAUAUAUAUAUAAAAAAGACACAAACUUUUUUGAUGAGAUAAUUGCCCCUUUCUUGGGAUGCAAAAUGGAGAAAGAUUUUAUUGAUAAAUAUUUAUUAUCAGAAAAUCUUGAUGAGUAUAUGGAUAUUCAUAAAAUCACGAAUUUAAAUGCUCUUGAAAAAGUUCUGCUUAUUGAGAGAAAUGUUGAAAAAAAUCCAUUAUUUGCAGAAGAGUUGGCUAGAUUAUUAAAAAAUGAAAGUGACUCAUUACCAGUUGAGUAUAACGUGAGAAAGCAAAGAAUCGAGCUGGCGCUGAGAUUUGAUUCUAAUAAGGUGGAUGAAAAUAUAUCACCUGCUUCUCCAUCUGGUAGCCCUAAAGAAGAAGAAGAAUUUGGCAGCGCUGAAGAAGACGAAGAAAAUGAAGAUGAAGAAGAUAUACAAGAAAAAGCAAAUAUUAUGAGUGCUAGAAGAGAUAUUCCAGUUUAUUAUAAAAAUCCUCCAGAAGUCAAAGAAUUUUGCGAAACUUUUUACUAUGGGAUUAAAAAUUUGAACAAAAAUAAAGAGCUAGUCAAAAAUAGUCCAUUUUGGUCAGAUUUGGCAUUAUCAAUUCUUAAUAAAAAGCCAUAUGUUUUGAGUGAAGAUGUGCUAGCAACUACAAGGACUCUUACAGAAUUAAUAAGUUCAUUAGCAUUCACAGACCUUCCUUUAAUUGAAAAUCCUAUUGAAACUGCAACAUCUAGAAAUUCAGUUUCCUUUAAAUCCAAUAGCAACUUUUUGAUUUUCUAUAAGGAAAUUGUGGCUACACCGAGUGAAAAUUAUGAUCCAAUAUUGAUGAGGCAUAAAUAUUUUGAUCCAGCUGAUAGAUAUACAGAGAAUGAAUUUGGGAAAAAAGAUAAAAUAGUCACUGAAUUUAUUAACUCUUGAUAG